Messenger RNA from Agrilus planipennis (emerald ash borer), 2881 nucleotides. RefSeq names its product kinesin-like protein KIF18A. Gene Ontology annotation, molecular function: microtubule binding; ATP binding; microtubule motor activity. The transcript has 10 exons. The record is from RefSeq and is a predicted model, not a curated record. The coding region runs from base 295 to 2610 and encodes 771 amino acids. NCBI's taxonomy places the organism in Eukaryota, Metazoa, Arthropoda, Insecta, Coleoptera, Buprestidae. Gene Ontology annotation, biological process: microtubule-based movement; mitotic spindle organization.
UUACCGACAACGCAAAAUUCAAUUUAAAACUUUUUUAACGGACUUACCACGUUCAACGGUCAAAAUGUCUGUAUCACGUCCACGUAUUGUGUUAAAUUUCGGUUGAUAUUUUGAAGUGUGUGUACUAUGUGCAUUUGUUUUCGAUAUUAAAUAAGUUUUCAAAUUAUAUCCAUGUUGUCAGUGUGGUAUAUACUUCGUUUUAAUCAGUUUUAAUGUUGUAUACUUAAUACAACCAAUGUGCUUUUAUGUAAUGUAAUGUUGAAGAUACCUUUAAUCGAUGCUAUAAAUAUAAAAAUGGUUAAAAGCAAGCGAGACUUACUGAAAUCACCCAGAAGAAGAUCUUUCACCCUUCUACGCUCAGGGGUACGAAAUAAAAUCAAUGUGAAUAGUGGAGCUGACAUUUGUGUUGUGGUUCGUGUUAGACCACCAAAUGCUAAUGAACAAGGGGACAAUUUCAGAAAAAUAAUAAAAGUGGUUAGUGAUGAGAUGUUGAUAUUCGACCCUAAGGAAGAAAAUGACCCAUUCUUUUAUCACGGUGUUCAACAGAAAGGUCGAGAUUUAUUAAAAAAGGCCAAUAAGAAUUUGCAAUUUCAUUUUGACCGAGUAUUUGGAUUUGAAGCAACCAAUGCAGAGGUCUUUGAAAAAAGUACAAAGUCUUUAAUAGAUAAACUGAUGGAUGGCUACAACUGUUCAGUUUUUGCAUAUGGCGCUACAGGUGCCGGUAAAACAUUCACCAUGAUAGGGAAACCAGACAAUCCAGGCAUCACAGUUUUAACAAUGUCAGAGCUAUUUAAGCGCAAGGAGGAAUUGUCCAAUGAAAGAGACUUUGAAUUGGGCAUAACAUAUUUGGAAGUUUAUAAUGAAACUGUACAGGACCUAUUGAAUCCAGGCAGUCCAUUAAACUUGCGUGAAGAUGGCAAAUUUGGUGUUAUAGUUGCUGGUGUACAAGUUAAAAGAAUAGAGAGUUGUGAAGAACUUUUUGAAUUGCUUCAAACUGGGAAUCAAAACAGAACACAGCACCCAACAGAUGCAAAUGCAGAAAGUUCUAGAUCUCAUGCUGUCUUUCAGGUAUAUAUAAAAAUGAGUGUAAAAACGACUCAGCAGAUACUUGCAGCAAAGCUGAGUAUGAUUGACUUGGCUGGAAGUGAAAGGGGUGCGGCCACUGGCUAUAGUGGAGCACGUUUUACUGAAGGAGCCAAUAUAAAUAAGUCCUUAUUAGCUCUGGGCAACUGCAUUAACAGCUUAGCAGAUGGACAAAGACAUAUUCCAUACAGAGACUCAAAAUUAACUAGACUGUUAAAAGACAGUUUAGGAGGCAACUGUAAGACUGUUAUGAUAGCAAACGUCUCGCCAGUAUCAUUGAAUAUCGAAGACACCUAUAAUACUUUAAAAUAUGCCACUCGCGCCAAGAAGAUAAAGGCUAAAUUAAAGAAAAAUGUCGUUUCAUGCAGUACAAACAUACAGUUUUAUAUCAAACAAAACGAAGCACUGCAACAGGAAAAUGAAAAACUGAAAUUGGAAAUAGAACAGUUAAAAUCCCAAGUGGCUUCUACAUCAUCAUGUACCUGCAACAAAAUGGUCAAUAUUGAAGUAGCAUCACCUCUGAAACAAGAUGAACAGCAAUGUGAAGAAAAAGGAGAUUCUACAAAUUUGAAAAUCAAAGAACAGCUAAAGGCCCUAUUCACGCGACGAUUAAUACUCGAAGAACAAAUAGUCAGCAAUUCUAUGAGUUUGUUCACUGUUAGGAAGGAACUAAAAGAGUUUGCAGAUACCAGACUCAGCGGACUAUGCACUGAACAGUCUGAUAAAGCAGAUGGACAUAAACGAUUGGGAACCGCGAUGGAAAAUUUACAAAGACAAACGGAACGGUUGGAGAAGGACGUGGAGGGACUUACGAAGCAAGUAAAAGAAGUUGAUACCGAAAUCGAAUCGCUAAAUAUCACGGAAGAUUCAGGGGAGAUUUACGAUUACUGUCAAGCCCUUCGAAGUGAAGUAGAAAAGGCCAAACUUAAAUCAGAGGCGGACUUAUACAAGAGAAAAUCAGAAAUUUUAAGCGGCGAACUGCGAAUGCAUGGGGAACUUAUACAACGAAUGAGCGCCGUUUUGAAGCCGUGUUUCCUACAACUGCGUGGGUACGGGUACGCCACCAACGAUAUGAUUAAAAGUUACCACGACCUAGUACGGCACUGUCAGGGAUUCCGCACAGUGUGCUGGAAAGACGAGGAAGCUUCAUCUGCAGACUCUGGUGUUGGCUCAACUACUACAGUAAUCCAGUCGGACGUGGGAGAAAAUAAGAAAAAGACUCCUAAUAACAAGAGAAAAUAUGCAGGCGAUAAAGAUGACGAAAACGGUUUAAACGAGACGUUUGUUGUGCCCCUGUCACCUGCCAAGCAGGAAAAAGUAUUGACUAGAGUUACCAAGACAGCUCCGACAAAAAAAUUAGCCAAAGUGCAGCCUCCAAAAUUAAUUAGGCUAACAAAAGAGAACAAAGAUCCUACAUUUAAGUCAAGUAAAACUCCACAAGGAAAAUCAUCCUCACAUUUACUGAUGAACAAGACUAAAAGCCCCAUAACGACUGCUCCUAAGCCACUCUUGAAAAAUCGAAGAUGAUACUUUAAUGGUAUUUAAAUUUAACACUAUUUGUAUGCUUUUAUGUAUGUAUAUUGUAAUAAGCCUCAGAUGUAUAUGUUAUUAUUUUAUUAAUAUAGACGUUUUAUUUUGCUUUAAAUUGAACGUCGUCUUAUUUUUUUUAGCUUCUGUUCUUAGUAAAAUAGUAAUUAUGAAGAGGGAAAACUUACCAUAAAAAGAAUAAUACACUUCACUUCAUAACGUCUUCUCUUCACAACACUAGAACCAAAAAUUGAUAAAUAGAAUCUAAACG